This is a messenger RNA of Bactrocera latifrons, 2435 nucleotides long. RefSeq names its product tetraspanin-8. Gene Ontology annotation, cellular component: membrane. Bases 343 to 1149 code for a protein of 268 amino acids. The transcript has 5 exons. The record is from RefSeq and is a predicted model, not a curated record. Lineage: Eukaryota; Metazoa; Arthropoda; Insecta; Diptera; Tephritidae.
GUGAGCUUCGUAUAAAAACAGAAACAUAAGCGGAUAGAGAAGCGGACGUAGCACAACCGAUUGAAAACGUAACGGCAGCAGCAAAGCAGAGUGUUUCAAGUAGCAAAGAUUAGUGCAGAAGAAAAAGUGAAGAUUUUUCUCAAAGUUAAAUUAAAAAGUGAUAAGUUUAUGAAAAUUUCAAAUACUAGUGCGAUACAUAACCACAAAAUAUUGCCUAGUAAGGCAGUGGCCAAAGGGGAAGAGUGUUAAAUCAGUGCUUGUCAAAGUGAAAGAUACCUACAGUGAAAAGUAAAAAAGGUCAAAGGAAUCAGCUAAGUAAAAGUAUAAUACAAAAGUGCAAAAAUGGGAUUGAACGGCUGUUGUUCGUGUGUAAAAUACUUGAUGGUGCUGAUAAACAUCUUAUUUUGGAUUAUUGGCCUAAUUAUUGUGAUCAUCUCAGUGUGGAUGCUUACCGAUCCGUCGUUCGUGCUGUCGAUGACCCAAUCCUAUAAUCACUACUACAUCGCGUUGUACGUCUUCCUUGGCAUUGGUGUGCUCAUCACGCUGGGCGGCUUCUUCGGCUGUUGUGGCGUCGUAAAGGAAUCGCAAUGUCUGCUUAUAUCGUUCUUCUGUGUAAUUCUGGUGGUGAUGGUGGCACAGAUUGCCGCCGGCGCAUGGGCAUUCCACAACAAAGACAAACUCGAUGACAUUGUACGCGCGUCGGUGAAGUAUUCGGUGCAGGAGGAAUAUGGCCAAUCAAGCAUGAGUUCGCGCACGGUCACUUUUGACAACAUACAAAAUAAUUUGAAAUGUUGCGGUGCUGAUGGACCGGCCGAUUGGGCAACGAGUCGUUUCAACAAUGUCGAUCGCACAAAUAUCGUCGAUAUUGCCAUAUCAUCGAUGAAUGUGUUCUACAAUAUACCCGAAUCGUGUUGUAAAGAUGAAUUGAAAGAGAAUGUGUGUGAGAUGUCGAGAAAGUUGAAAUUCGGUGGUUCGCUAAAUACAGCAAUAUAUCAACAGGGUUGCGUUGAUAAACUAAUUGAACUCAUUUACGAGAAUUGGGUACUGAUCUUCGGCAUCUCAGCGGGUGUGAUUCUAUUGGAAUUGUUGGCGUUGACCUUCUCAUUGAGCCUUUGCUGUGCGGUGCGCAAUCAACACUACAAAGCCUGAGAAUUACUGAAUUCCCAGCGGGAAAUAAAUGACGACGAAAAAUAUUAACAAACCAAACCGAAAAGGAGGAGGACAAAGGCGUUCUAAUAAUAUCUAACAAAAGAAAGAUAACAAAUAUAAUCAUUAUCAAAUCAACACAUGCGAAAACUUGAGCGAGGCAAGCGGAUUAUAUCUCCGCGAGGUAGAAGAAGUUGGAGUAAACGCGGAAUUAAAAAAAUAUAUAAAACAAUUGAUAUACGAGUUGGCAUGUGUAAGGCAAGAAGCUUGCUGAGAGCGGAGGUUUAUGUUUCAUAAAUACACAAAUGUGUGUAAGCUUGCAAUACAGUGCAAAAGGAUGAGAAUUAGCAAAAACACAUAAAUAAUUCAAGCAUUAAAAGCAAACAUUGAUGUAUGUACAAUUGCUUGCAGUGAAUCUCUGGCAAAUAGAAUUUACUAAAAAAAUAUGCUGGUAAAUUAUAUCUAAGGAAAAAAAAGGAAUUUUCAUUUGUAUUCUCCAAACUUUUGUAAAACACAACAAAUUUGUAAGCAAAACUUUGUAGAAAAAUGGAAAAUCUUCAUCUUCAUAAAACAAUAAUCAAAAUGCAUAUGCCACUCACAAACGAAAAUAAGCAAAACUAGUUAGUUAUAAUGGAAUGUUACAAAGAAAAAGAGAAAAAUGUAAAUGCAAAAUGCUCAACACACCAUUUGCACUACUUUAUAUAAUUUAUAGAUCAUUUCUUAAACGAUGAGAAUUUACAGCUAUUGACUACACUAUGAUGCCAAAUUUACGUUGUUGCAAGUACUAUAUCUAUCGUAAUUAAUCAAUAUGUUAGUGCACAAAUGAUUAACACCAAUUGCACGAAAUCUACCAAGUUCGAGGUCUUCCGCUAUACAAAAUAUGUAUUUAUAUUUAAGUUUUUUUGCCAAAUGCCAAAUGUAAACCACUUAUUAUUUAUUUAACAUUAAAUUAAAAUGUGUUGAGAAACGCUGAUUAAGACGCUUAGGUCGUUGAAACAGUAAUUUUUUCCGUUAGAAAAAAAAACUUAAAAAUAUAUUUUUCGUAAUUUCAACCGCAUAUGUGGGUUUCUCAAAAAUAGUUUGUCGCGCGAUUUGAUUUUCAUUAAAUUAUUAAAAAAAAAUCCAUGGAAUAAUAUUUAAGAUAAAAAUCAAAAUUACACAUUAAAUUCAAGUAAUGCUACAAUGCAGAACAAUAAAACCCUCAGUCUUAGUCGAAACAAAAUAUACAAGAAAUAUUGCAAAAUUUGUUUACAGUUAAGUAUAAAAUUAUGACAUGUUAAUAAUUUUAA